ACCUGCGCGCGACUCCACAACAUAGUAACGUUUGAGAAUCAGAGGACGAAAAUGGCUUCCUCGUUAUCAUGAACACUUAUCUCUUCUUCUUCCAAGUUUGAAGAUGCCACGACAACACUCUCCUUCAUUCCUUCUCUGUCAAGAACAAUACCCUUUCCAACAACAUUCUCCCACCAACCAUCACUCUUCACCUCUCACUUUGUUCCACAAUGAUUCCUUCUUCCAACACCAUCACCUUCUCUCUCUUUUAGCCAAAGAGAGACCCACCCAUUUUCGUUCUCAUACCGAUGCCACUCUCUCUCCUCGUCAAGAUGCCGUUCGCUGGAUUUUUAGAGUUUCCUCUCUUUAUGCUUUCACUGCCUUGACCACUGUUCUUGCCGUUAACUACUUUGAUAGGUCCGUUACCAGCGUAAGGUUUCAGAGUGAUAAGCCAUGGAUGGCUCAGCUCGUUGCUGUUGCUUGUUUGUCUCUCGCUGCCAAAAUGGAAGAGACACAAGUGCCACUUCUUUUGGACCUGCAAGUGGAGGAAUCGAAGUUCGUGUUUGAACCAAAGACCAUACAGAGAAUGGAGCUUCUAGUGUUGUCCACUCUUAAAUGGAAGAUGAACCCUGUGACCCCAAUUUCCUUCUUCCAACAUCUUGUUACAAGGCUUGGUUUAAAGAGUCACUUGCAUUGGGAGUUCCUCUGUAGGUGUGAACGCGUUCUUCUCUCAGUCAUUGCUGAUUCAAGGGUUAUGAGUUAUCUUCCUUCUACUUUGGCUGCUGCUACGAUGAUCCACGUUAUUGAAGAGAUUGAAUCAUUUAAUGCAUUGGAAUGUAGAAAUCAAGUUCUUGGUUUACUCAAUAGUAGUGAGGAACAAGUGAAUGAGUGCUACAAAUUGAUGCUGAAGAAGUUAGUUUGUUGUGAAGGCAUUCACAAUCUUUGCCAGAAGCGCAAACGCCUGUCUGAACCAAGUAGCCCAGGUGGAGUCAUUGAUGCAUCUUUCAGCUGUGAGAGCUCAAAUGAUUCAUGGGCUGUGGCAUCAUCAGUGACACUUUCACUGGAGCCAGUGUUCAAGAAGAGCAAAGUUCAAGAACAGCAGAUGCGGUUGCCUUUAGUAAAUCACGUGUCUGUUGAUGUUCUAAGUAGUCCUCGUUAAUAACUUAUAUUUGUAUUAUUUAAAUAUGAUGGGUUUAUUUGGCACCCCAUAUAGAUCUGGGAGUUAUCUUAUUGGUGAAUUGAAUUGUGUUCCUAGUUUUAAAAUUGCUGGCUGAACAUUUACAACCAAGUGUGACAGAGUGACUCCAUUCUUUCACUUUGUUGUUUGAAUGGAACAAUGAUCUGAUACUGAAUACAAAAAUGAAGGAUACAACUAAACUGCAGUCCUUGAGGAGCUUUUGUUACCGAUCUCCAAUUAAAAUUGGAAUUUCAACAACGUAAUCUAUGACAAUUUUUAAUGCCGACUAUUAUUAUGUGGGUUACUAAGGGUAAAAUUUUAAUUUUGACUGGAAAA
Abrus precatorius (Indian licorice) is the source of this 1492-nucleotide messenger RNA. RefSeq names its product cyclin-D3-2-like. The transcript is spliced from 4 exons. Gene Ontology annotation, cellular component: nucleus; cytoplasm; cyclin-dependent protein kinase holoenzyme complex. Lineage: Eukaryota; Viridiplantae; Streptophyta; Magnoliopsida; Fabales; Fabaceae. Gene Ontology annotation, molecular function: cyclin-dependent protein serine/threonine kinase regulator activity. The record is from RefSeq and is a predicted model, not a curated record. Bases 104 to 1138 code for a protein of 344 amino acids. Gene Ontology annotation, biological process: regulation of cyclin-dependent protein serine/threonine kinase activity; mitotic cell cycle phase transition.